UGCAGGCUACCCAGGGCCCCAGCCAUGGCAAAGAGCGGACUUGUAGUCUGCCUCCUGGUGAUCAGCUUGCUCCUGGACCAGGCCAGCAGCCACUCAUCCAGACUGAAGUCCAGAAAGCACAGCAAACGCCGUGUGAAAGAAAAGGAUGGAGAUCUGAAAUCUCAAGUUGAAAAACUCUGGCGAGAAGUCAAUGCCCUGAAGGAAAUGCAAGCUCUCCAGACAGUCUGUCUCCGAGGCACGAAAGUUCACAGGAAAUGCUACCUGGCUUCAGAAGGCCUGAAACACUUCCACGAGGCCAAUGAGGACUGCAUUUCCAAAGGGGGGACCUUGGUGGUCCCGAGGAACUCUGACGAGAUCAAUGCCCUCCGAGACUAUGCUAAGAGAAGCCUGCCUGGGGUCAAUGACUUUUGGGUGGGCAUCAAUGACAUGGCCACAGAAGGCAAGUUUCUUGAUGUCAAUGGAAUGGCUGUCUCCUUCCUCAACUGGGACCGUGCACAGCCCAAUGGUGGCAAGCGUGAAAAUUGCGUCCUGUUCUCCCAAUCGGCUCAGGGAAAAUGGAGUGAUGAGAUCUGCCGUACCAGCAAGAAGUACAUAUGUGAGUUUACCAUCCCUUAACAGGCUCUUCGCAAAUGUGUCUCACUCAAGCAAGAGUGGGCAUGAUUUAUGAGCUGGCGGUCCCCAGGAAUAAAUCAAAGUUGUAAUUAUUGCACGAUGGCAACAUGUUGGUCAAAGCCCACGGUAAGACACAAUCAGACAAUGGGGCUAUCAUAUUUCAUGGUGGUUUUGCUCAAGACAUCAGGAAAUAAUAAGCGUACUACUAAAGAUACUUUUGCAAAAGGAGGUCUCAAAUCCUCCUCCCUCUUUCCUUGUCCCUGUCACUCAUGUAGGCAUAGUCUGUUUUAGAAAUACAAUGCUCAUGCAUUUCUUCAAUGUGAGAAAGCAAGCUUAGGUUACCUGAAAGAUAAUGCCUUAGGAAAUUAGUCCAGUCAUGGAUGGCUCAAUCACAGGGAUAUAGUCUAAUAAGAAAGUGUCAUCUGGCCAUCUUGUUACUGCAUCAACGUCAUAGCAUUGGCAUAGAUCAAACCCUUAAUGUGGUUUCUACAUGCAAAAUAAGAGGUGCUGGUAGAGCGCUUGCCUUGAGCUGCGCCCAAGCCCAGAGUUCAAGCCCCAUAAAUAAAUAAAUAAAUAAGAGGUGCUGUAAACACAAGAUAUAUUAAAGCCUUCUGUUGGUGUAACCUGGAAGGUUUUUAGCAUAAGCUUCUUUAUAGAAAUGUGAUCACACAAUAAGUACAAAUUUUUUUUAAAAAAAGCAAUAAAAAGUAUAGUAUAUUGUCAGCUUCCUAUCCAUAUAAGGAAAUGCUUGAUACAGAAUCCCUAUGACACCAAAGAGAGUUUCUUUAGUUCAUAAUUUCGGUGGCUCAACAUUAAGACUGGACAACCUGGCAGGACCCUGUAGGUGGUACUUAGAUUGCUGAGGGUGUGCCCUUGAAAGGGC
This is a messenger RNA of Dipodomys spectabilis (banner-tailed kangaroo rat), 1495 nucleotides long. RefSeq names its product C-type lectin domain family 3 member A (gene Clec3a). The transcript has 3 exons. NCBI's taxonomy places the organism in Eukaryota, Metazoa, Chordata, Mammalia, Rodentia, Heteromyidae. Bases 25 to 615 code for a protein of 196 amino acids. The record is from RefSeq and is a predicted model, not a curated record.